AAUAUCCUAUCGUGGAUGAGUAGAUAAGGUUUCGCCAUUUCAGUUUUCCCGAUCUCAUCCAAAGUUUUUAGACCGUUGAUAACAACAUCACAAACGCCAUAAGCCGUAAUUGGUGGAGUAGUGGGAGAGUAAUGUUGGGUAUCAGUGCGGGUUCGUCAUGCGGGACGGUGAUGGUGGGUGGCGGGCCGUUUUCCGCUACCCCGUCUGGUGCUGGCAAAGCAUUUGCUGUGAUGAGCCAGACUAAAGGCGGGUCCAGUCACUCAGAGAAUCUGGUCUUACCCACCAGACGUAUUUCCUCCUUCAAGACUGCCGUGGCUGCCAUUGACUCGGGACACCUCAGUUCCUCCUCUGAUUCUCCUGAUAAGCAACAAGCCAACAAGUAUUAUUUUGUAGUUGCAAACGCAAAAUUCAUGCUGGAUGAAGAGGAGCACUUCAAGGAGCUCUUGGCUGAGCGACUGCGUCACUAUGGAGAGCGUAGUAAAGAACAGGAUUUUUGGCUUGUAAUUGAACCCAAGUUCUUGGAUAAUUUCCCAAAUAUUACCAAGAGGCUAGGGAGACCUGCAGUUGCUCUAGUCUCAACAAAUGGUCCGUGGAUCACGUUCAUGAAAUUGAGAUUGGACCGAGUUUUGUCAGGUAGCUAUGAAGCUGACAGUCUUGAAGCGGCAUUAGCUUCUAAUCCCGCUGCUCUGGAGUUCGAGAAUCCAAAAACAUGGACGGCCCCAUACCCAAAAUAUGAAUUUGGAUGGUGGGAGCCCUUCUUGCGAACUGGAUUGAUGGAAUCGAAAGCAUAGAACAUCUUACUUAAUCUGCCUGGUUGUCUUUUAGAGGGUUAUGUAAUCGAAUGAAGAAUUUCGCUCUGUAUUUGUAACCACCAGGUGAAGUUGGUGAGGUUCACAUACAACUAUGUAUUACAAUUUAGGGGUUGUUCUCAGGAACCAGCCCCAUUUUAGUCUCAAUAAUUAGUUUGGAGCCCCAAUGUAUUUAUGA
Tripterygium wilfordii is the source of this 987-nucleotide messenger RNA. RefSeq lists its product as uncharacterized. NCBI's taxonomy places the organism in Eukaryota, Viridiplantae, Streptophyta, Magnoliopsida, Celastrales, Celastraceae. The record is from RefSeq and is a predicted model, not a curated record. Bases 132 to 791 code for a protein of 219 amino acids. The transcript has 3 exons.